AUGCGCAUAUAAUAUGCAUGCUGCAUGCAGCGCAGAGGAUCGGACCGAAUGACAUGACGAACACUUCUCUUCAAUUUCGACCGUCAUAAAUUAAGUUUAUCAUGGAGAAAAUUGGUUAUUGGGUUCCAGAAAAGAAGAAGAAGAAAUUGAAUUUUGGAGAACUAGCAAUUCUUUUUCGACAAAGAGGAACAGAGCUCGUUGAGCUGGACCUGCAGAAGUCAUUGAGUGACCAAGGGCCAUUCUCGGUCAUCUUUCACAAACUAACUGAUGUAGUUACACAGGCAGCUAAAGGAGACAACAAAGCAAGGUGUAUGAUUGAUAAUCUAGAGAUGUACAUCAAGGUUAAUCCUGAUGUAGUGGUCUUAGAUCCUCUAAGUGCUGUCAAGAACCUGAUGGAUCGUAAUAUCAGCUAUCAAGUCCUACUAGAUUCCCUCCAAAGUAACCCUGAUAUUCAUAAGAAAGUCAAAGUACCCAACUUUGUUGAAAUACAUACAACCAAAGAGACAGAGAUUAUGCAGCUUCUACGCAAGGCUCAAGUAGGAUUCCCUUUAGUUUGUAAGCCAUCUCAAGCCCAUGGAUCAGUAAUUUCACACAAGAUGUCUUUGAUAUUCAAUGAAGCUGGGUUAAAGGAUAUCAAACCGCCAUGUGUAGCUCAAACAUUCAUUAAUCACAAUGCCUUGCUUCAUAAGGUGUUCAUCAUAGGAGAUCAGUACUUUGUAGUCAAGAGACCGUCAGUUAAAAACUUCACAAUAGGAGGCUCAGAUCAGAGCACUAUAUUUUUUGACAGUCAUGAUGUAUCCAAAUUCAACUCAACAUCAUUCCUGAAUGAGCUUGAUGAAACUGAUGCUGAUCAUGUGAUGUUAGAGCCAUGUUCAGAUGUACUUAAAUCUCUAGCAGACUGUUUACACAAUGGUCUUCAGAUGUCACUGAUUGGGGCUGAUGUCAUAGUUGAGAACCAUACAGGCCUUCAUUAUGUCAUUGAUGUUAAUGCAUUCCCAGGCUAUGAUGGUGUACCGGAAUUUAUGCAAGUUUUGUUUAACUACAUUGAGAAACUGAUAGUUAAUCCAAAGACAUCGGAACAUAAUCCAGUCAUUCCUAAGGACUCGAAAGCUAAACAAACUGGUGUGCAAUUAGUGAAUGGAAUUGCACCAACACUCAAAGACUCAAUAGCAAAGGUUGAAGAUUGCACCCUUCAACAAACCAUCAGCAAACCUGUUAAGAGACCUCUCAAUGAUGUUGUGGAGAAUGGAACAGACUUGGCAUGCAAGAAAUGUGUGCUUGUAAAUGGCUGCACUCCAGGGUCUAAUGGUGAAUGAAAACUAAAUGUUUGGAGGAUCCAGUCUCUUCUGUCAUCUUCACAUGUUCAUGCCAUUGUAGGACUGCCUUCUCUUUCCUUCGUACAUAACAACAAGUGGUUUCUUCUAAUACAUCUCACUUUCCCACAUUCAGAAGUGGAUAUGCUUCAGAUUGUGUGCCAGUUUGCUCAUUUCAUUUAUUCUCUUUGGAAUCUGAAAUAUGAGCACUGUUUUGGAACAGGACAAGUUCUUUUACAUUGUUGCACUUCUUCAAGAUAUCUUUUGACCCUGUUAUCUCAGACCUGUGUUGUUACCAAUGUCAAAUCGUUUUUGCAACGUAAGACCUGGCUUAUGUCAAGGGAUUAGCAGAACUUCCCUGGCCUGUGAUAGGAUUCUUUAGGCUGAUUUUAUUCUUUUAUUUUUUUUAACUUUUCCAUCACCAACUCAUGAAUUAAAAAAAAAAAAAUUUUCUGUCAUUUUUGUUUUUCUUUACUCUCCAUUCAUAAUGAAAAGUUCUUUCCUUUUUUAGAAUCUGUUCAUUUGAUAUUGUUUCUGUCAUUUUUGAGGGAUCUAUUUUUUCCCUGUAAUGUAAGAAUAUCCCUGUGGAAAAUUUGCAAACUUUUCUUUCAAACAGUAUAUUACUUGGCAUUAAGUCAGUUGAAUAUGAAUUUUAUUUAUGGGAAGUGGUAAAGUAGUUGUUCAUGAAUUUACAAUGGCAUUUCUUGACAAUUCUAGGACAUUAUUAAAGGGCAACAGUACAUGUCCUUUAAUUUGUUUGAGGUAUUGUAAAGGAUCUUUGUGUAUGGUAAAUUAACCAUGAAAUUGGAAGAUGUGUGCUCUUUUCCAAGCCUCAUAUUUUGAUAUUUAGAUUAGAUUUUUUUAAUUUCUUACUCUUUAAAGGUCAAGUCCACCUCAGGAAAAUGUUGA
Messenger RNA from Lytechinus variegatus (green sea urchin), 2222 nucleotides. It is a transcript of the gene itpk1, whose product is annotated as inositol-tetrakisphosphate 1-kinase-like. The transcript has 10 exons. NCBI's taxonomy places the organism in Eukaryota, Metazoa, Echinodermata, Echinoidea, Temnopleuroida, Toxopneustidae. Gene Ontology annotation, molecular function: inositol-1,3,4-trisphosphate 5-kinase activity; magnesium ion binding; inositol-3,4,5,6-tetrakisphosphate 1-kinase activity. The record is from RefSeq and is a predicted model, not a curated record. Gene Ontology annotation, cellular component: cytoplasm. Gene Ontology annotation, biological process: inositol trisphosphate metabolic process. Bases 102 to 1316 code for a protein of 404 amino acids.